CUCGCAUUUCACUGCACCCGCCCCACGACUGUAAUCACGCUUGCGAGUUUUCGAUAUCGGCUUGGAUUGACUGCGCGACCGCGAUCGAAUCGAAAUGGAGAGUGUGUCGAAGCGCAAGGCCGCCAGCGCCGCGGUGGUGGAAAAUGAGGGUCGCCCUGCAAAGCGCCAGAAAGUGCCGACAGACACCAGCGCGAAUGCAGAGACGGCCGAGACGACGACGGCGCUGGGCAUGAAGUUCCUCGAGAACUUGAAGCAGGCAAAGGACAAGACUGGACGGCCGAUUGCCGGUGCAUUCCUCAGUCUGCCUCCCCAGAGCACACCCGGCUACUAUGAAGCUAUCAAGCUGCCCAUCGCCCUCGACACUAUCGAGGACAAACUCAGUCGAGGCGAAUACACAGCACUCGCGCAGGUCGAGGGUGACUGCAAGCGCAUGGUCAACAACGCAAAGCAAUUCAACGAGAAGCGCACACCCCUCUACGAAGAUGCCGAACGUCUGCGCAAGACGGCGUCCAACUGGAUGGUUAAGCACAACCCCGCCUACCGCGACAACACGUACUCUGCAGUAGCAACACCCAUUCCUGGUGAGGAGAAUGACUCGCCUGCGAAGCCUACACCACGCAUCGUCUCCACUCCCAGAGCUGCACCAACAUCUAGAGCCACGCCAGACACCGUCGAACGACCCCGGCGCGCCGCAGCAACAGCACAACCGGCCACUCCUGCGCCUUCCAAGCUGAGACAGUCGGCUUCGGUGGUACCUGAAAUGAAGGUCGACGAUAACCCAGAGGGCACCAAGCAGGCAUUCCAACAGGCACAAGAACGGAUUCUAAGGGAGAUAGUUGAAUAUACAGAGCCUGGAGUUGAAUUUAGGAUAUUCGAGCCCUUCGUUAACCUCCCACCUCGCGGCAUGAAGGACUACUACCAGCUAAUCAAAGAUCCCAUGUCGCUUUCUGCUGUUCAGAAGAAAGUGCGCGGUGUGGUGGGCCGUGAAGCCCCUACGGGUGUGACCCUGUUGAAGAGUUGGGAUGCGCUCGAAAACGCCAUGAAUCUUAUCUGGAAAAACGCUCGAAUCUACAACGAAGACGGUAGUGCCAUCUACGAGCUGUCCAUGGAACUCGAGGAAUUGUUCAAGAAGAAACUUGCAGAAGCCAAGGCCACCGUCGAGGAGCCACCGCAGCCAAAACUCAAACUGAACAUGUCCGUUGCCGCGCCUACUCCAGCUACAGCCCCCAAGCAGCAAUUGAAGUUGAAGCUACGACAAAGUCCUGGCUCAGAUCCAAAUACUCCAGCUGCACGCAGCUCAGCAACUCCUGGGGUCAUUGUUGAUAACGAUGCCCUUCUAAGGCAACAGAAACAUGUUCUGCAAGGCAUGAAGAACCCACCAACAUCACGUCCACCUUCCGCAGGGAACACUGGGACGCCUGUUCCUUCGUCAAAUCCAUUCACCGGACCAAGAGGGAGUUCUGUCUCGAUUGCCCCGCUUCCUGCUGCUCAGAUGAGAUCUGCAGUAUCCCCAGCAGCGAUCAAUGGUGUCAAGCAAGACAUUCAGUCUCCUGCCCUCGGCGCAAUCAGGCCUGUUAGCACCGCUCCAGAUACUCAGAAUCAACGACUUAGCGUCCCUGUGCAAACACCACAUCCGAACAUGGCUCCGCCGCAGACAAUGUCUCGGCCAGCAAGUGGUAGUCCAUUUCCUAGUGGGCCUGUCGGUCAACAAACUGGCUAUGCCCCUCCAUAUCAACCACUGACUUACUAUGUCCCUCCUCCUCCAGCACCUCGAAUUGACCACAUCCGGAAGACGCCAUUAAAGAGUAUCAACGAAGCUCUGCUCCCGAAAAUCACCUUGAAUACACAUCCCGCGCUUAACCUUGCCAAGCCAUGGUCUGUCGAUGUUCUUGCCAACAAGCAGAAGACCGCAAACAGCGCGACCAUCGUCGUUUCGCCCACGCACUCCUAUCUCCAGAUCGUACCCAAGGUCCCCGUCGCCCUCACAGAUCGUGUGUACCGCCUCUUCGUCACAGUCAACGGCCACAAGACUUUUGAAGUGAACCGCAUUCCCGUUACUGCUGGUAUCAAUGGCGGCAGCCCAGGACCAGGCUACGAAGGUGGCAAGAAGAAGGGCGAGCCGGUCUACGAGGCCAAACUGGUUGGCGGUGUGAAUCGCAUUGAAGUUGAGGUCAUUGCCGAGAAGACAGGGUCUGAGAGCCGCGAACCAAAAGAUAUGGUCGAGAUUGAGAGAUGUACGAUUUUCCUGCAUUUGAUGCGGCAGUCGACGUACUAGGCACAUGCCAUUGAGGAUACAAAAGCAACGGACUCUAAAUCCUCCGGUUCUUUGAAAGGGGUUUCAAGGUGGGCGUUCUGACCAUAUGGCGUUUCGGAGACAAUUGGGACGGGAGAUUGUGGGCGCUACGCAUGGAGUACCUCUUCACAAAGCGGGGAUGGGGUACGGGUUUUGUACUAUGGGCGUUUGGAUGUGCGACUUGUGUUCGUACUUGGAAGGGUGGUGGUGGUGUCUGUCUACUUUACUUGUAUGCCGUAGCUUCUUCUCGAUAUCUGCUAAGCUGUUCAGCAAUAGCAACUGUUUGAGUACUGUAUGCGUCUGGUAUGCGACACAUGUACUACUAGCCGGCAGAAGUGUCUUGCCGAUCAAAUUGAC
Molecule: messenger RNA, 2650 nt
Organism: Dothidotthia symphoricarpi CBS 119687
Lineage: Eukaryota; Fungi; Ascomycota; Dothideomycetes; Pleosporales; Dothidotthiaceae
Product: Bromodomain-containing protein
Exons: 8
Coding region: 95-2275 (726 amino acids)
Biological process (GO): chromatin remodeling
Cellular component (GO): RSC-type complex
Molecular function (GO): protein binding
Source: RefSeq, a predicted model, not a curated record